Molecule: messenger RNA, 2121 nt
Organism: Penicillium canescens
Lineage: Eukaryota; Fungi; Ascomycota; Eurotiomycetes; Eurotiales; Aspergillaceae
Exons: 3
Coding region: 1-2121 (706 amino acids)
Source: RefSeq, a predicted model, not a curated record
AUGCGUCUCCGGUCGAACCACGUUCUGCCAGACCCUAAUCAGGCCCCUCCUCCCCCUCGUCGUCGUCGCCAGACGCGAGCUUCUUCUGCACAGCCCACCGAGCCGGCCACUGCCACGGCCAGAGGCCCUGCUAAGAAGGUCACCAAGAAGACCCGCGGCAAGAAGAAUGCCCGCAAGGCCAAAACACCAAGCCCUGAACCCGAAAUCCUCUCCACUACCGCUUCGCCAGUCCCCCACCUGGUAGUCUCCCAAGAUCACAGCCCACUGGCCGCCACCCCGGCGGUUCAGCCUACCGAUGACCGUGAGUUGGAUUCCUCUAUUCGCCCUCAGGACCCCCAAUUUGCACCCCAGGACACCCCCGUGACACCCCAAGACUUCCCCGAGAUGCCUGAAACCCUCCUCGGGGCAUCCCUCUUCACAAUCGAAGAAGAAGAAGAGCCAUUUUCGCCGUUCCAACAGCGCGCCCAACAACGCAAUGAAGAGCGCAUCCAAGCCGCGCGCAUCCUAGAACAGGUGCGCCUUCAACGGCGCAUUCUUGUGUGCCUUGCAGAGGAACGGCGCCUCCAGGAGCGCAUUCACCCAUCCCAAACCUCCCCCAUCCCCCUUGACGAACCCCAACAUCCCUCCCCCUCCUCUCUUGAAGACGACGAUGAAUUCGUUGAUGCCUGUGAGGUUAUUGACCGCAACUCCAAAUCGGCCAAGUCGUGGCUGUUGCGCAAAAAGCUCUUUGGCGGCGGUCCUUUGCGGGUCCUUGAGCCCCUCUCACCCUUCAGCGAGGACCGCAAGUACCGCAUCAUGAACAACAUGGACCUUCCCGAUCCCCCAGGCAUUUGGACCAAAAUCAAGGAAACGCAGGGGCUAACUUACUAUCAAGACCGCUGGGGCAUCAAGCGGGUGUACCAGCCAGACCAGCCCGAAUCGUCACCCGCCAAACGUCAGAAGUCAUCAACCGCGUCCCCGGCUAUCCUCUCAUCUCCCCGCCCCCGUGGAGCCUCCCGGAAGACCUACGCAGAUCGCACUCGCCGCCGACAAAUCGAGGCCAAUGGCCGGAUAGACCGAACUAUCUUUCGCCUUCCUGAGCUGCUUGCUCAGCAACGGGCAGAUGCCGCAACAAACACGGCUCGCUUGUCUCCCAAUUCAGAUGAUACCAUUCCUCCCAUGACCCCUCCCCCUACCGCCCCUGCACCCGCUGCCGCUGCCGCUGCAACACAACCAAACACAAGCUGGCGGAGAUGGAUGUUUGAUUCAGUUACUCGUCGUUGGACCAGCCUGUGGGGAGGAACCCCCGCGGAAGAGGCUGCAGAGCAGCCCAUUGUGGAAGAACCUCAAACCCCCCAUGCUCAACAAAACAUUUCUUCCGACCCACCUGCAUCUGCCCCCUCGGCAUACUAUGCCGCGCGCUCACGACAAGAUAAUCCAGAUACAGUGACACCUCAACAGGCUGGCAAUCCUCGCGUCCGCCGUCGCACACAAGCUCGUCCUUACUACCCAUCCCGCCGCUAUGACCUCUAUCCUCGCGGCUUCGACGAAGCCCUUCUUGACCGUUGCUUCGCCGGAAGCACCGCCCCAGGCCACCGCAAAGUCCCCGCUCCGCCUGAACAAAAACAAUCACAUGAAAAUGAAAUUGAUUCUUCAAACAAGCGCAAACGCCAACCCUCCCCCGAUGUGAUUCCGAAUCCUCCAGGGUGCAGUUACGGCUUGCAUGAUGAUUACUUCACCUAUGACGAUGACGACGAGGCAUGGGCUGCCGAGGAACAGGCACGCCGAGAUGCUGCGAAGACGUCCCCGGAUUCUAAGAAACCCGCCACAAAGAAAGCUCGGGCCAAUUUCAAUCAUGCUGGGCACUUUGAGGUGCCUUAUUCAUCGGGCUCAGAGGGGCCCACCCCAGUCAAACAGCCCGUCGUGAAGAACUUCAAUCAAUCUGGACACUUUGAGGCGCCUUAUAUAUCGGGCUCAGAGGGCCCCACCCCAGUCAAACAACCCGUCGUGAAGAACUUCAAUCAAACUGGACAUUUUGAAGUCCCCGAAUCCUCUGGUUCGGAGGCGUCGUCUUUGGACACUGGCAAAUCGUCAGGCCCUAAGGCUCAGGGUGCGCGAUCCAAGAGAAGCCCCUCCCCCUGA